CCAAACCCCCGCCUAACCCACUAAAGCCCUUGCGAAUUUUCCCUUUUAAAAUCAUUUUCCCCUCCAUCCCGCCAGACUUUGACGCACUGCACACAGAGGCACGCCCAUCUUUUGCCUCCUUCACCUCUCUUUCUUUUGCGCUUCCUGCAAAUUCACGUUUGCGCGCAACAAAACUCCCUAUUGCAAACAAUCAAACACAUACACAAGCAACCUCUGAGACGAAAACCAAGCAAAACUCACCACUUUUGCACACGACAUUCACCAUGGCGAGCGUCGAUGUUGCUGCCCUCGGCGCCGUUCCUGCAAAUGGAGGGGCAACGGCGGCUUCCCACCCCUACACCUGCAACACCUGCUCUGUUGCCUACCGAAACAUCGAUCUUCAGCGAGGCCAUAUGAAGAGCGACUGGCACCGAUACAACCUCAAGCGCAGAGUCGCCUCCCUCCCUCCUAUUGCCUCUGAGGUCUUCAACGAAAAGGUCCUCCAGGCUCGCGCCGUUCAGACCGCCGAGGCAGAGAAGGCCCUCUUCGAACGCUCCUGCGACGCCUGCCAGAAGUCGUACUCGAGCGAGAACGCCUACCAGAACCACUUGACGAGCCAGAAGCACAAGGUCCGUGUCGCUGCUAUUGCUAGACGCAAGGGCGGUGUUGCCGAUGAUGCCAGCUCCGUCAUGAGCUCCACCUUCUCUCUUGGCGAGCCCAUCGCCGUCGACAAGGAGAGCGAGUUGGAUUCCGAGGCCGAGGAGGAGUUCACUCAGGUCGUCGAGGGCCUCAAGAAGACCAACAUUCACGAGUCCCACGGCGAGCGCCCCUCACCCGUCAAGCGCCCCUCCAACCCCCACCUCUCUGCUCAAGGUCAGCGUGAAGACGUUAACAUGAACCGCGACUCCGAAUCUGCAACCCCCGUGCAGUCAAAGCCAGAGAUCGCUUGGACCAUCAAGUCCUGUUUGUUCUGCAACUACGAGUCGCCCAGCGUCUCCCUCAACGCCAACCACAUGGAGCGAUUCCACGAUAUGUUCAUUCCCGAGAAGCAGUAUCUUGUUGACCUGGAUGGCCUGCUUCAGCAUUUGCAGGAGCGCGUCCAUGAUGGUCACCAGUGCCUGUACUGCUUCAAGACCAAGAAGACGGCCUUUGCUGUGCAGACUCACAUGCGCGACAAGGGCCACUGCAAGAUUCCCUACGAUACGGAGGAAGUUCAGCUCGACAUUGGUGAUUUCUACGACUUCCGAAGCACCUACUCUGAUGGCGAGGACUCGGACGAGGAGGAGGAAGAGGCUGAUGAGAACGGUGGAGCCAAGUUGGGUCUGAAGCGCCCGACCAAGUUGGUUGGAGAGGACGGCGAGGAGGUUGAGGAGGGUGGUGAUGAUGGCUGGGAGACGGACAGCUCGGCCUCUUCGCUUGACUCGGAUGAGCUGACGGCCUUCACCGCGGAUGGCAAGUAUGAGCAGUUCGAGCGCCUCGACAAGCACCCUCAUCACUCUACCAACGAUCCGCGUGCCCGCCACCAGGCCGACGGCUGGCACUCACACGCCCACAAGCACACUCGUGCUGUCUUCUACGACGAGUACGAGCUGCACUUGCCCUCUGGCAAGGCAGUCGGUCACCGCUCUCACAACCGAUACUUCAGACAGAACCUUCACAACUACCCUACCGAGGAGGAGCGCGCCGAGCGUUUGGCCAUUGAGGCUGGCUCUGGCUCGGGCGAUGAGAUGGACGUUGAUGGUAGAGAGGUCGCCACCACCGGCGACCGCAAGACUCGCAACCGUGCUAUCGCUCGCAGAGAUGCUGCUGGCAUGGCUGGUGCCUCUGACAAGCAGAAGCGCGUUGUUAGACAGGAAGAGGUCAGAGGCCGGAGCACCGCCACGCGUCACCAGAAGCGCUACGACUACGGAGUCAGCGAGAAGUUGAACAACCAGAAGAACUUCUACUACCGCUACCAGGCCGGUGGUUGAUCAACUCGCCAAUCGAUUCUGGAUGAACAAGGCGUUGGACGGAUUGAUUUUGUAUUUCGCUAAAUUACAUUGAACCUUCAAAGGAAUUGGCAUGCAUGAUGAGCUUUGAUGAACCAUGCAUAGGGAAGGUAGAACUAAAAUAGAGGCUAUUACCGCCAUAAGAUCGCAGAG
Colletotrichum scovillei is the source of this 2120-nucleotide messenger RNA. RefSeq names its product zinc finger protein Yan. Bases 264 to 1949 code for a protein of 561 amino acids. Gene Ontology annotation, biological process: ribosomal large subunit biogenesis. The record is from RefSeq and is a predicted model, not a curated record. Gene Ontology annotation, cellular component: preribosome, large subunit precursor. Gene Ontology annotation, molecular function: nucleic acid binding; zinc ion binding. NCBI's taxonomy places the organism in Eukaryota, Fungi, Ascomycota, Sordariomycetes, Glomerellales, Glomerellaceae. The transcript is spliced from 2 exons.